AAGGUUAUCUCAAUUCUUAAUCCACAUACGAUUGAAUUGAUUAGAGAACACAAGUCAUAUUUAAACAGGAAUACACGGAGAAAAAUGAGUUUAAGUGCGAGUGAAGUCGCUCGAAAAGUAAGCGAAUUUUGGUGGAUAAAACUGUAAGAUAUUCUAACAUCGUUCCGGUUUGAGCAUUCGUGACCAAUUCUCUACCGUGACCAAUGCGUGUUCCCUCUUGGGGGUCUUCUACCAGUCGUUUCCGAAACAACGCAACACAGAUUACAAAGGUUGCCUCUGUCAGUGCUUGUUGUGUGGAUUGGAGACAGUUAAGGGUUUCCUUGCCGCUCAAGUCUUCAUCUCGAUUUGUCGCAAUCACAGGAAGUUGGGCAGGUGUACUUCACAAAUCUGUAUAGUUCAAGGCAGAAGACUUCAGACUUGAAGGUCCUGAAAAUUAACGCGUCGCCUGAAGAAAUACUCAGCGAUGGCCCAAAGAGCGGUAAAAUAAACACCGGAUGCAUUUGAUAAUUCAAACUACUUUGUUGUAGCAAGAAAACCGGAUAACUUGUAUUUGCGACCUAGCCUUGUUUUCUGCGGAAUUGAGGACGUUUUUGCAAGCAUCAUCGACAGAUACAUUAGCAGACACGUUAUCAUCUCUUGAAUGAAGCAAAUUUAACCGACGCAUAUCUAGUAAACCGCACUUGAUUCGAAAGCCUGAAACACUUCUGCCUGUCAGAGAUACGAGAACAAUCAUGACACGAAAACGAACUACACUCGCGCAUAAGAUUUCCCUAGUCUUACUACUGAUGCUUGUGUCUAGAGCUGAAGCAAACUAUACUCUGGGCUUGCUUAUUCCUAUGACUGAUGCGGAUUACCCAGAGAAUGGGCAAUAUUAUGCUUCCGCGAUGAGUAUUGCGGUGGAUGCUGUAAACAGACAGCAGAACCUCUUACCAGGUCAUAACAUUUCUUUUAUUUGGAACGACACUGCGUGCUGGAAGGAAGAUACGACCAUUCGUGGGUUGUUGCACCAGAUGUACGAAGCUAACGUUGCAGCGAUUAUUGGACCGGCUUGUUUGUGUAAUACUUCUGCCCGUAUUGCGGCUUCCUUUGACCUUCCCAUGAUUUCUUACUUAUGUAGCAGUCCGGAACUUUUAAACAAGGAGCUUUACUCUACGUUUGUAAGAACGUACACCCAAACUACUAAACUUGCCGAGAGCGUUUGGUUGUUACUUAAGGAGUUCAAUUGGUACAAAGUGGGUAUUGCGUUCGAGCGACUUCCUCCUUGGAGUAACAGAAAGGACGAUAUUGUAAAGUUUCUUAAGAUGAGAGGGGUUGAGAUCCGAAUUGAGAGAGAGAUUCCAGAUGAGGUUCAAGAACGUGAGAAUCAUCCGGCUAAAAUCAGACAGCUCAUGGAAGAAAUGAAACCGCAAGCGCGCAUAAUUAUCAUUGCUGCUAAUUUCUACACUGCCCGUCAGAUGAUUCUUCCUGCUUACGAGCUCGGGUUCACCAAUGGUGACUAUGCGUUUAUCACGUUCGAACUGGAUUACAAUGCAGUCUUACGCGGACAGGCUUCCCCUCAUUCUUGGUUCCUCGUCCGUACGGAUGGGACCGAUAGGUUCCGAUGCAAGAUUCAGGAAGGGUUUGAAUCUGUGCUAACGCUUGCACUGGACGUCGACGAAAACAGAGGAGCCUUCGACAUUUUUCAGACCGACGUCAAGAAACGUUCGCCUGAAGUGCCUUUUCCUAACAGUUCCGCCUACCAAGGAUAUAUUUUUGACAAUCCCUCCUUUUUACCACGUAACACAACCACGCCACCAAUGUAUGCAGCCUUCCUUUACGAUGCAGUCUACCAGUAUGCCAUCGCAUUGAACGAGACAAUAGCUCGGAACGAGAAACCAAACGGGAAAAACAUCAUUUCCAAGCUACUGAACAGGGAAUACGACAGUAUCGGUGGUCAGCGAGUUUUCAUUGACAAGAAUGGAGCUGCUGAAGUUGACCUGGUCCUUUUUGACAUGCGCUGGGAAUUCACAAGAGAAAAUUGCCCAAAUAAUGCCUCUAACACUGCAACCAUGGUACCGGUCGGAUACUUUAGGGUCACCUAUACCAACAGCAGCGAAGUCAGCUUUUCCUUCAAGCUCUCACAGAAUGAAAAGAUCGAAUGGCCAGGAGGUUCUCCGCCUGAGGAUAGCCCAAAGUGCGGUUUUGAUAAUGAUAAAUGUAACCCCCCGGAUUCUCCUGUUGGUGAAAGUGUGAAAAUGGCGAUCAUCGCUGGAAUAUCUGGCUUUGCUGGUCUUCUCAUUCUCCUGUUUGGCGUCAGCAGGAUAAGACAAAUUAGGUUGGAGAAAGAGCUGAAGAGUUUACUUUGGAAAAUAAAUUAUGAGGAAAUUGCCCUUAAAAGAUCACAUACAGGUCCAGCCGCGUUUACAGAUGAUGAACACUUUGAUUUACCCAAAGACACGGAGGAAACGGAAGCACCAUUGCUGAUGGAUUCAUUCAUGAAUGGUGACAUUAUUGGCGACUCCACCCGUUUUGGAUUUUUUAAGGGAACCUCAGUUGUUGUUAAGCGAGUUGGGACAAAACAUGUUGACUUGACACGUUCAGUGCUCUUAGAAAUGAAACAGAUGCUUGAUAUCCGUCACGAUAACCUUUCGCACUUUAUUGGUGCUACCGCUGAUCCUCCGAAUAUUUGCAUCGUGUCUGAAUUCUACUCUCGUGGGAGUCUUCAGGAAAUCCUGGAGAAUAAAGAUGUAAAAUUGGAUCACAUGUUCAUCUGUUCACUUGUUAAUGACAUCGCGAAGGGAAUGGGUCAUCUUCAUUGCACGGACAUCAAGUCGCAUGGAAGUCUCAAGUCUUCCAAUUGUUUAGUGGAUAGCCGUUGGGUACUAAAAAUUGCAGACUACGGACUUCCGACCUUUCGUUCGAAACUAACGAAAACUUUUAAAUACACUGAAUCUUAUUACGAAGAUUUGUUAUGGACGGCUCCUGAAAUUCUUAGACUAAGCAGUCGUCCUGUAAAUGGAACACAGGAAGGAGAUGUGUACAGUUUUGCCAUCAUCUUGCAAGAAUUCCACACACGAGAAGGGCCUUACAGUGCAAACUACAUGCAACCAGAGGAAAUUGUGAAGAGAGUUACAGAGGCCGAAAUACCGCCCUUUCGCCCCACGGUCGUCAACCUUAUCACUGGAGUGGAAGAGCUCAGAGAAUUAAUGAAAUUAUGCUGGGAGGAAAAGCCUGAAGCUCGCCCAGAUUUUCAUGAUAUAAGGAAGACUAUGCACAGAAUUGUUAGUAACAGUGGCAUGAAAACAAAUAUUUUCGACAAUGUGGUGUAUAUGAUGGAGAAAUACGCGGACAAUCUUGAAGAUCUUGUAAGCGAAAGAACUGUACAGCUAAUGGAGGAAAAGAAAAAGACAGACGCCCUGCUGGACAGAAUAUUACCACGUCCCGUGGCUGAGCAGCUUAAAAGGGGCAAAGCAGUGGAAGCGGAGAGUUUUCAUGAAGUGUCGAUCUACUUUAGCGAUAUUGUGGGAUUUACACAGCUUUCAUCAGACAGUACACCAAUGCAGGUUGUGACGUUUUUGAAUGCCCUGUAUACAUUGUUCGAUGACAUCAUAAGGGAGUUUGAUGUUUAUAAGGUGGAGACAAUUGGUGACGCGUACAUGGUUGUAUCAGGUCUACCAAUCAGAAAUGGCGAUAGUCAUGCUGCUGAAAUUGCAGGCAUGGCUCUUCAUCUGAUCGCUGGAGUGAAGCAGGACUUUGUGGUGCCUCAUAGGCCUGAUCAUAAAAUUGAACUGCGUGUUGGUAUACAUAGUGGUCCAGUUGUUGCAGGAGUAGUGGGAAGUACUAUGCCUCGUUACUGUUUAUUUGGUGAUACAGUGAACACUGCGUCUAGGAUGGAGUCAACUGGAGAAGGUUUAAAAAUUCACAUAAGUGAGGCCACAAAGAAACUCCUUGAAAAAUUAGGAGGUUUUAUAAUCGAGGAAAGAGGAGAUGUGUUCUUAAAGGGCAAAGGAAAGGUAAAAAGUUAUUGGCUUGUGGAUUUCGCGAAAAAGACACUACGCUUUAGUCGGCGUUCAUUUAAGAGAGUUAAAGAACACUCAGACCAACCCUCCGGCUUACUUGGAAUAUUGGAAGCCCCGCCAUCUCCCUGCAGGGUAUCUCGGACGUCUUCUCUCAGGAGAACUAUGAAAUCCAUGCAGCCUGAACCUCAAGUAGCGAAAGGAAAACACGUAGUUGACGCAAACGAUAAAUCGGACGAUUUCUCGUCUGUUUGACAUCGAACUAUUGAGUCAUCAUACACGAAGUACAAGGCUUGGAGAUUACAUCUGACGGAAUUGUCGCUGACUAUAAGAGAUAUUCUAUUAUACGCUUACAUGCUGGAAGAAUUUUUGUCGUGACGCACAUCUCAGUGUGCUUUUGAAUGG
Messenger RNA from Pocillopora damicornis (cauliflower coral), 4400 nucleotides. RefSeq names its product atrial natriuretic peptide receptor 2. The record is from RefSeq and is a predicted model, not a curated record. Gene Ontology annotation, biological process: protein phosphorylation; receptor guanylyl cyclase signaling pathway; intracellular signal transduction. Gene Ontology annotation, cellular component: plasma membrane. Gene Ontology annotation, molecular function: ATP binding; protein kinase activity; adenylate cyclase activity. NCBI's taxonomy places the organism in Eukaryota, Metazoa, Cnidaria, Anthozoa, Scleractinia, Pocilloporidae.